Molecule: messenger RNA, 363 nt
Organism: Cryptomeria japonica (Japanese cedar)
Lineage: Eukaryota; Viridiplantae; Streptophyta; Pinopsida; Cupressales; Cupressaceae
Product: flavonol synthase/flavanone 3-hydroxylase-like
Exons: 1
Coding region: 1-363 (120 amino acids)
Source: RefSeq, a predicted model, not a curated record
AUGGAUGAAUACAGCAAAAAGAUUUGCAAAUUGUGGGAAGUUCUGAUGCAGGACCUAUGUGGUGGCCUUGGAUUGGCUAAUGAAAAUGCUCUUCAUGAGGCAUUGGGUGGAGAGAGGAAGGAGAUUCACUUCACCAUAAACUACUACCCUCCCUGCCCUCAGCCAGAACAGGUGUUGGGCAUCUCAGCUCACUCUGAUGUGGAUGCACUCACAAUUCUCCUUCAGGACCAAACCCCAGGCCUGCAAAUUCUCAAGGGCGAUGCAUGGCUUGAAGUUCCCUGCAUCCCAGGUGUUCUUGUUGUCAAUAUUGGUGAUCAAAUUGAGGUCAACACUCUCAUAUUAUCUCUAGACAUAGAUAUUUGA